UCCGUGUUUAGAGCAUCUAUCGGGAUACCUGACGCUUCGUCGUUGCCGGCGACGCUGUUCCGGUUUUAGUAGCGCCGCGACGCCCCAAGCCAGCUGUGAUCGCGCUGUGAGGAACGCGAUGCAAGGCGGUGGCGCGUUCGAAACCGCGCGACAGAUUGUUGAAUUCGAGGAGCUGGUGUCACGAUUGGAUCGCAUAAACGACGUGGUAAUCCGACGGUCAUCGACGACGUUGGCGACGACAACGUCGACGUCGAUGCCGUCGCCGUCGCCGCCGGCGUCUUCUCCGCAUUUUGCCGGCACGUCGUCUCUGCCAUACGAUUGUCCCAUUCCGAAUGCGACAUGUUCGCCCGUUGACAGUGAGCAGCAACGAGUACGCGUGCACAUCGGUAUCGACGAGGAUCUGCGAAUGAUUCUCGAAAUGGAUCCGUCGAUCGUCGACGGGACUCUCACUCCUGUCGUUCUGCCCGACAAUCAUCCCACAACAGCGCAUACGUUGCGCGUAACACGACCGCAAGGCUGUCCGCCGACGUUCAAAACAGCGACGCCGACAUCGCGCACGCAAUUGAAGCUGCAGUUGAUGCGAGAGCAGCUGCAGGAGCAAGAAAGGCGACAGGCGGAAUUCCGGCAGAGCUUGCAGCAGCAGAGACCAGCUGCCGCAUCACCCAAACCAGUGCCUCCUACGCCGCUGCCCACCAUUGGCGUAGAUGUUCCACCACAAGUAUUGCAAGUACGCACUCUUUUGGAAAAUCCUACACGUUACCAUGUGGUGCAGAAGCAGAAAAACCAAGUGCGUCAGUACCUGCACGAGUCGUUUCGCGGAGGCGAGGGCGGCGCCGGCAAUGCGGUUGUCGGCGGUAGCACCAGCAGCGAGGGUGGCAGCAGGACGCCGGUCGACGCCGGGCCACCGCCCGUUCCGAUGGUGGUGCAAAGUGCACCACCCGGCCCACAGCUGCAUCACACCAAGUCGCAGCAUCCUCAUCUUGCUUCGUACCCACAUGGCCCCGCGCUGCUGCCGCACCAUCCCGGUAAUCCCACGGCGCUCUCGGCGAGUCCGGAUCCCGCCACCACUGGCACCAUGUCUCCGGGUUUGUCCAGUGUCGCCACUAGCAACUCCGAGGCUGAGGAUCUCCUGGACGACAUUUUGUCGUUCGAAGCUGGUUCCUUGGGGGAUGGAUUGAAAGACGGUCAAGCCGGAAGUCUUACAAAUAUACAAGAUCUUCAGAUUAAGCCGGAACCUCUUUUGCUCACUGAGGCGGAGAUUCAUGCGCUCGCUAAAGAUCGGCAAAAAAAGGAUAAUCACAACAUGAUCGAGCGACGGCGGCGUUUCAACAUCAACGACAGGAUCAAGGAGCUCGGAACCCUCCUGCCCAAGACCAAUGACCCAUAUUACGAGAUCGUUAGGGACGUCAGACCUAACAAAGGUACGAUUCUUAAGUCUUCGGUAGAGUAUAUAAAACUGUUGAAAACCGAGCUGACGAGAAUGAAACAGAACGAGAUCAGACAUAAACAAUUGGAGCAUCAAAAUCGAAGGUUGCUACUGCGCGUGCAGGAACUCGAGCUGCAGGCGAAGGCACACGGACUUCCGAUUUCCGAUUUCAACUGGGCGUCUACUUCCGCCGCUAUGCUCAACACCUUUCCUAGGAAUAAACUCGAACACCGAAAGAUACCAGAUCUGGCGGUGACGGAGGAGGCGACAAGUCUGAGCAUGUCACAGUUCGAGGACCUCAUGGAGGACGACACCGGAGGCCCCGUACACGGUGGCGAUCCGAUGCUGUCGUCGCCGCACCUGCCACCGCUGAGUCCACCUGCGGCCGCCUGUCACCACGGUUUAACCGACGACGACACCCUCGGCAGUCUGGCGGUGACCACGUCGAAUUCCUCGUCUGACAUGGACAUCGUCGCGUAGCCGAAAACGUCCGUCGUUCAUCAGCUUCGCGCGUGAUCGAAGUCGACUUCCGAAACUUUCUCGUCGUCUUAGGUAUUUUUCCGGUCGUCGCACGACUGGAGGUGAUCGAUUUAGCUUUAUGUGAGAGAACGGGAACAUAGUGUGCGAGGUGCGACUUGAAGGCAGCGGGCUGCUACGGCGUGGUAGAUCUUCAUCGUGGAAGAAAAGGAAGUUCGCGCGGUACCAAUUGGAUUUUAUUGGAAACGACCGCGUUCCGAUGUGGAUUUAUCGAAAACUAGUCAUCGACUCGAAAUCGGAGAUUUUACUUCGCUGGAAAAAAUUGGGAAAAUGAACAAUAAUACGUGCGAUUUAAAUAAUGAAUAUCCGAUCGAUUCGUUCAAGUAAAUGACUACUGUUUCUAUCAGAAAGACAGUUAUAUAUCACACACACAAACACACAUACACUCACAUGGAGACAUACAUCUCUCUAUGUAAAAGAUUUAGAAGAAAUAAAUCUCGACUUGGCCAACAUACAAAAUACGAUAUUUACAUAGACAACCUCGAAGACUGAAAAUUACAAUUUUCAUUAAAAAAAAAGUGUAUACUUAUCCGAACAACUAUCACGGCAACAUUAUUUUUUCAAUUAUCUUAGAUAUGUCAUUAAUGAUAAUGACGUUUUAGAUAUUCUCUCGUAAUCAUCAAGCAAGAAUAUUUUUAAAACUCCGUUAAUUUGGGAGAUCAAGCAAAAAAGUGACGAAAAGAAAAUUACUAUGACAAGAACGUGUCAAGUUCGAGUUUCGCGUCCUUGGAGAUUCAGUACGAGGAUCGAUAGAUGUUUAUCGAGUCGAUGACGAGAUUCUCAAGAAGUGAUCGAGCGUUUUCGAUCGGUCAAGCUCUGAGACUUCGAGGUCUGAAGUGGCCGGUGAAAGUCGUCAUUGUCAGACGAUGAAGGAGGAGUUCAGGGUCGUUUCAAUUGCGCGCGGAACGGAGAGCUCGAUGCCACAAUUCUACGAACGGCUGGCCGUUACAUCGAUGGAAUGCGUGACGUCUUGUGCGCGGUAUAUAUGAUGAUAUUAUGUCAGUGCACCGAAGAACGCGCUGAGACGAGUUUGAAAGACACGUUUGCGCAUCACAAGCGAGAAAGCAAUUGUCGUCAGUGAUGCACUUUACGUUGUUGACGACGACUUUUGAAAUCUUUUUGACUAAAAGGACGAGAGAACAUCUCGUAAAAAGUGCUAACUCUUAUUACAUAUAGCUUACUAUAAUAUUACUUAAUCGAGAAAUUUAAUUUUUGUAGUUUACAAGUGUGCGCGAAAUAUGCCGAGAAGAUGUUUCGUUUUUGAGGUGAAUAUAAACUUUUAAUUUUAAAAGACAAAGUAUAUUUCUUCGAAAAAAAAACAAAGUAUUUUGCCGACACAUCUCCUCGAUGAGAAGUACACAUGUAGUCGGAAAAAAUAUGUAAAAAAAUCCAUAAAGAUAAUUAACCUGUACAUUACAUCUUGCUUUAUAAAGCUGUGAAAUAUCGAGGUGAUACUGCGAAAAGAAAAUACAAGAACGAACUUUGAAGUGUCUUCGUAAAAAGAAUCGGAAAAAACAUCAUAUAUUCAAAAAAAAUAUAUCUUUCGAUUUCAGUAUUAAAAAGUGUGUACAUGCAUUAUAAUAUAUAUUACGCAAUCAGAGAAUUUCUUACAUAGCGACGUACAAUGUAAAGUAAACAGUUCCUAGAAUCAUCUUCAAAGCAUACUUUAACUCUUCUGUCACCGCUUGAAUAUUUUUGUUUUGACCUUAAUGAUGAGAACAAUUUUUUUAAUGCUAGCGUGCGAAUUUUGUUACGUCGCUCGAAAUUUUUAUUCUUGGAGGUACAAAGAACAUCUUCUCGCAAAGUUUGUUAGUUUUUUUUUGUAGCAGGUUCGUACAGUACGUCGUUCAAUGUAUGUACAAACAGUCGGUCCAUUAUUAUUAUUAUUACGAAUAGUUCUAUUAUUAUUAUUAUUACAAAUAAUUUAAGAAAAAAGAAUAGUGAUGAUUUAAAAAAGUAAACAAUCACGCGUUGACAGAAGAGUUAAAAUGUGUGCGAAAUCAUCACCUACACAAAAAAAAAAACAAAAAAAAAAGAAAAUUAAUGUUCUCAGAACAUCAAAAAUUUCUUAUAAAAGUAUUUUAUCAUCUUGCUAUUAUUUUUCUCAUAAUUGACGAUAUUUUCAAAUNANNAAAAAAAAAAAAAAAAAAAAAAAAAAAUGAACGCGAUAAUUAACGGUGUUAUAAGUGUUGUUAAAAGACCUGUGCUAAAACUAUCGAGACAGUAAGUUUGUGAUGAAAGUUCGUGUAAUUUUGAAUUAAAGGGGAAAAGUCGUGGAUUGAACCGGCGGUUUUACAAACGCGAAAGAUUCAUAAUUAAUCGGUGGCGACAAAGGAACCCAACGUCAAUACGCGUCUGAUCUUUGGCAAACUCGCAGCAGAUGAGCGAGUAUCGUGCUCAAGUUUGUUAUAAAGUUUGCUAGUAGUUAUUGUCUUCAGCACUGUGCGCGCCUCGUAUGUUGCCUGGAAGCGAGGAGCAACGGUUUCGGCACACGGGGACUUUUGUGCGACAAGUCUUGUUUCGCCGAGCGCGCGACUAUAUAACCUACAUUGUUCGAUCUCACGUUGCCUUGAGCCAAGAUCGAUGAUAAUUAUUCGAACGGGGAUUAUCGUCGAUAAAUCGUCGAUGCUUGACGUGAAGAGAAGCAAUAUGUUAAAUUUAGGUUUUACCCUACUUUUCAAGAGAGAGAGAGCGAGGGAGAAUUUAAAUAUUACUUGUACAAAAACAGAGAUAUAGAGAAAGAGAUAAGAGAUAUUAUUUUAAAUACACCGUACUGAACUGCUAUUAAGUAUUACACAAAAAGUUUGUUAAAAGUUGUUAAAUAACCGAUCUUAUUUUUUAAAUCAUUUUAACAAUAAGAGUAUUUAAUAAUAAUAAGAGAAAAUAAAAACACAGAACACUUUUUUAUCAAUUGCUUUAGAACACUUUUGGUAUGUACAAAUGUGCAUAUAAUUUGAAAACUAAAUUUGAGAAUAUUUUUAUUAACCCUCAACGGACGGACAUGGGUCGUUUUCGUCUGGAGCAAAAUUAC
This is a messenger RNA of Pseudomyrmex gracilis, 4994 nucleotides long. RefSeq names its product microphthalmia-associated transcription factor (gene Mitf). The transcript is spliced from 7 exons. Lineage: Eukaryota; Metazoa; Arthropoda; Insecta; Hymenoptera; Formicidae. The record is from RefSeq and is a predicted model, not a curated record. The coding region runs from base 119 to 1906 and encodes 595 amino acids. Gene Ontology annotation, biological process: regulation of transcription by RNA polymerase II. Gene Ontology annotation, molecular function: DNA-binding transcription factor activity, RNA polymerase II-specific; protein dimerization activity; RNA polymerase II cis-regulatory region sequence-specific DNA binding. Gene Ontology annotation, cellular component: nucleus.